AUUACUAAACCAAAAAUAGAAAGUGAAAAUAGACAUGAGUGAGACAACAUUGAAUUUUAUAGUGACGCUAAAAACAGGCGAAACAAAACGAUUUAGUAAAUCAUGUGAUUCAAAUAACUCAACAGAAUGCUUAAAUAUUUUACAUAAAAAUUGUGUAGCUUUACAAAAUGAAGUUAACGUGUACCUUACAACGCUGGUUGAGGAGGAAAGAAAUGUUACGAAUGUAAACAAUGGAUCUAAACAGAAUGAAUCAGCUGAUGACGAAGAUAUGAGUGAUGAUGAUGAAGAAGAUGAAGAUGUCGAUCCUGUUGAUUCGGAACCAAAUGUCCCUCAGGCUAAAAGACUGAAACAGUGACUGGAUGAGAUUUUAAAAAUCUCCUAACCAUAGGGCCUAUUAUUAUCUUACACUAAAUAAAAAUCAUUAAAUUGUACAUAUUAUUGUAUGAAAUUACUGGUCAUUUUGUAUUAAAACAUAUUCUUUCAAA
Saccostrea cuccullata (small rock oyster) is the source of this 485-nucleotide messenger RNA. RefSeq lists its product as uncharacterized. NCBI's taxonomy places the organism in Eukaryota, Metazoa, Mollusca, Bivalvia, Ostreida, Ostreidae. The record is from RefSeq and is a predicted model, not a curated record. Gene Ontology annotation, cellular component: EKC/KEOPS complex. Bases 35 to 355 code for a protein of 106 amino acids. The transcript is spliced from 2 exons.